Messenger RNA from Myripristis murdjan (pinecone soldierfish), 1133 nucleotides. RefSeq names its product dehydrogenase/reductase (SDR family) member 7Ca (gene dhrs7ca). Gene Ontology annotation, biological process: intracellular calcium ion homeostasis. The transcript has 7 exons. The record is from RefSeq and is a predicted model, not a curated record. NCBI's taxonomy places the organism in Eukaryota, Metazoa, Chordata, Actinopteri, Holocentriformes, Holocentridae. Gene Ontology annotation, molecular function: oxidoreductase activity, acting on the CH-OH group of donors, NAD or NADP as acceptor. Bases 86 to 1021 code for a protein of 311 amino acids.
GUUGAAGCAUGCUGCCUGGUUGUGGAGCUGCAAAUUUCCUGUUGAUUGUUCAUCUCGAUGCAUUAUAUGAGAAAUCCCCAAGGAGAUGGACCCGGCGGUGACCACCACGGUUCUCCUGGUGCCAUGUGUGGUUGUAAUCACAGCUGGGCUUUUCUACCUCUACGGCAUGGUUGUCGGUCUCUUGUCCAAAACCUCAGUUCGCAACAAGGUGGUGGUAAUAACUGAUGCCUUAUCUGGACUUGGAAAAGAAUGUGCAAGUGUGUUUCACAAAGGAGGAGCGAGGCUGAUCCUGUGUGGGAAAAGUUGGGAGAAACUUGAGGGACUCGCUGAUGAUUUGGCAAGCGCCUCAGACCCCACUAAAACAUUUCCCCCUAAACUGGUGCUCCUGGAUUUUGGUGAUAUGGACAGCAUGCCCGAGGUGAUUGCAGAGAUCUUGGAGUGCUAUGGCUGCCUGGAUAUUCUCAUCCUCAACAGCAGUCUGAAGGUCAAGGCACCUGCUCAAAGUGUGUCCCUGGAGAUGGACAAGUUACUAAUGGACAACAACUACUUUGGACCUGCCACACUGGCCAAAGGUGUGCUGCCCUCCAUGAUCUCUAGGAGGACCGGACACCUGCUCCUGGUCAACAGCAUCCAAGGAAAACUGACUGUGCCCUUCCGUACGACAUAUGCGGCCUCUAAACACGCCGUGCAGGCCUUCUUCGACUGCCUGAGAGCUGAGGUGGAGGAGUACGGCAUCUCCGUCAGCACCAUCAGCCACACCUUCAUCAGCAGCUCGGCGUCGGGAAAGGCAGCCUCCUCUAAGUCCAUCUGGUCACUUUUGUACAGUCAGAAACCUCUUGGCGUGUCCCCAGACGAGGCGGUCGCUGAGAUCGUCAAGACUCUGAGCAAUAAGAGGAAAGAGGUGGUGAUCGCUCCCUCGCUCCCCAAGGUGGCCAUCUACGCCAGAUCCUUCUUCCCCAAUGUCUUCUUUGCCGUGAUGGCCGCCGGAGUGAAGAACGCCGCUGCUUUUGAGAAGAUGUAGUGUUGCCAUAAAUAGGCCUGCGCUGUAAUAACUCUUCAAGUGAGGUUUAUGGGCUCUGUUGGAAGUGAAAUAAAUGUGUGGAAAUUGGAAGAAAAUGGCAAAAACAGAAAGG